AUGGUUAGUUGCACUAUUCUUUACAAUAAUUCAAAUGGAGUUUUCUUAAGUGGCCAGGAAGUGUCAGGAACUAUCACGUUAUAUAAUGAAAAAGUGAGAUCACUUCGAGCGAUUGUAAUGAUAACUGAAGGUUCAGCUGAAACAUCUUGGACAGAAGAAAGUGGAAUGGGAAAUGAUAAAAGUACGACAACUUAUCGUGGAACAGAAACGUACAUCAAUACAGAGACACUUCUAAUGGGGAACGCGAAAGAUUAUCAAGACUUUAAAGCGGGACAUCAUAGAUACAACUUCUCCUUCAGACUCCCGAUUGAAAUUCCUUCGAGCUUCUCAAACCUUUACGGAAAAGUUUUUUAUCGAAUUAAAGUGGAAAUGAGGCGUCAAAUUAAAUUCAAUUACUCUUUUGAAUUUCCAUUCACUGUCAUCACCAACUUUGAUUUAAAUCAAGCAACAGAAGAACUUGCAAAACCUUUGAAAAGGGAAAUCUCGAAAAAGUUUUUCAUGGGAUUUGGUUCAGGUGCAUUGACCAUAAUAGCAGAAAUUCCCAUAAGUGGUUAUGCCAGAGGGCAAACUUUACAUAUUUUGGUCAAAGUGCUAAACGAUACAAAUAUUGAUGUAAACAAAAUAAUUGUGGAGUUUAAACGAUUAUGUUUGUUUAAAAGUGAUUGGAUCUCUACCAAGAACGAUUCACAAUUUUUAUUGAGAAAUGAAACUGAAGGUGUUUUGUCUAAAUUUGAGAAACAAGUUUCGUUUUCUUUUGAAGUGCCACAAGUAGAGCCCACAACUGUUGAAAAUUGUAAAUACAUUCACUUAACUUAUGAAGUUGCAAUAACCGCAAAAGUGGGUGGAAUGCAUCGAAGUCCAAUAAUUACAAUGCCAGUCACUAUUGGCACUGUGGCUUUAUCAGCAAUGAACGAUCCAAUUAAACAAGCAAUUUACGACGAACUCAGCAUUAUAUUGAAACAACCUGGUCAAAAAGCUGAAGAGCGUUUAAAACAGCUUAAGUUUACUGAAGGCUAUGGAAUUUACUUGGCGGAACUAACAUUAGAUGAAUCCCUUGAUUUGGGUCUGCGACAACUUUCAUCAGUUCUUUUAAAGAAAUAUGUCGAUGAUCAUUGGUCUGUGGAUUUCGACGAAUUUGAAAAAAAUCUUCCACUUGCAUCAAAUCAAGCUAAGCAAGCAAUUAAAACAAUUUUACCCAAAGGAUUAUAUUCAAGUAACUCCAAGAUAAGAAACACUGUUGCAUACACAAUAUCUACUAUUGCUGGAUAUGAUUGGCCAAGUGAUUGGGUGGAAUUGUUUGAUAUCAUUGUUAGUUGUUUAUCUGGAAACGAAGAUUCCGUUCAUGGAGCAAUGCAAGUACUUGUUGAAUUCACUUACGAACUUGAAGAACGUGUCAGAGAUGUUGGGCCAAUUAUUCUGUCUGAAAUUUAUAGAAUUUUCGAUUCAGAAGCAAUUUUCACUGUUAAAACCAGAAGUUGUUCUGUUGAUAUUCUGAUUUUACUUUUGAAAUGCAUCAACAAUCAUAUCGAAGCGAAAGAUCAAGCUGGGCUUUUAAAUCCCGUUUUACCAGUCUUCUUAGAGAAAUUAGUUCAUGGACUCACAAUACCAAAUGGACCGACAAGUGACUUCAACCUGAAGACUGAGAUUCUCAGAGUUUUCACUUACAUGAUUUCCGAUAUGCCAAAAUUCAUUCAGCCAUUCAUUUCAUCAAUUUUACCUCCAAUCUGGUCAUUGCUCACACAAAUGGCUGAUAUUUAUGUCAAAGCAAUUGUAAAUGAAGGCGAAGUCGAUCCAUUUGAUGGAAAUUCAGAAGAGAAAAGUCAUUUUGUUCGGAUGAUUUUACAAAUAUUUGAACUUGUUUAUUCAAUUGCUGAAAGUAAAAGAUUUAAAUCACUUGUGAAGGAUGUCGUCGGUGAUUUGACUUACAUCUUAAUUCUCUACAUGCAAAUCACUGAAGAUCAAAUUCAAACAUGGUCAGAAGAUUCCGAGAAAUUUGUCGAAGAUGAAGAUGAAGAAGGCGUCGAUUUUAACAUUCGAACUUCCGGCCAUGACAUUUUAAUGUGCUUGGGAGAAGAGUUUGAAGAGAAGUUUCUUGCUGGAUUAACAGAUGCAAUAACAAAGCAUGUUGCACUUGCAGAUGCGGAACGAAACAGUGGACGACAAUUUUGGUGGAAAACACAUGAAGCAGCAAUGCUUGCUGUUGGUUCCACAGCAUUUAAAGAAUUAAUUCUAACACACGACAAGUUCAACUUACAAGAAUAUUUGAAUUUAGUGAAAGGGUUGUUGGGAUAUCAAGUCUCGCCAUUCUUAAGUGGACGAUGCAUUUACACUUUAAGCAAAUAUAUUGAAACUGAAUCUUGCGCUCCACAUUUUGCCGAUGCAAUCAACACAACAAUUUCAAGUCUAGAGAGCAACAAACCAAUAACUUUGAGAAUAUCAGCGAUUAGAUCUGUCUAUGCGUUCUGUAACAACUUGAAAGAUGUUGAGAACGAUCGAAAAGCUUUUGUUGUUAGUAAAUUGGAAAUCUUUCUCAAUGGAAUUCUUCAAAUCAUUUCUGAAGCUCAAAGUACGCUAAUGGGAUUAACAUUGGAAGCAUUGUGUGAAUUACUUGCUUUCGAUAUCAACUUCACAGCUUCAUCAGCAUCACGCGUUAUUCCUUUAGUUCAAGCAUUGUUUCUCAAGUAUCAUGACGAUCGAUUUAUCCUUGAACAUGUUCAAGCAAUUCUUAAAACUUGUUCACAAAAUCCUUUCUGCAGUCAACCACUACAGGAGAAAAUUGUUCCAACACUUGUUAACAUUUUAAAUCUUCAAGACGAGCAAAUUAAUGCGCCAAUGCAAGAUAUUGCACUUGAUGUACUUGAAACAAUCGUGAAAUAUUCAAAAGCACCAUUGAGUGCUCAAUUAAUUGAAAGUGCUUUCCCUGCAGCUAUUCAUGCGAUUUUAAGAAGUGAAGAUCAUUCAGUGAUGCAAUCGGGUGGUGAAUGUUUACGAGCAUUUCUCUACGUCUCACCAGAACAAGUUUGUUCAUAUCAAAAUGGUCAAGGUUUAAAUAAUAUUCUUCAAGUGACGACAAUGCUGCUCAAUCCAAUGUCAACUGAAUUCUCUGCUGCAUUUAUCGGUCGUCUUGUCAUCACACUCAUCACAAAAGCUGGAAAUUUCCUUGGUGAACAAAUUGAUUUGUUAUUGAAAGCUGUAAUCAGUAAGAUGCAGUUAGUUGAAACAUUGAAUGUUGUUAUGUCACUUGUUAUGAUUUUUGCUCAUCUUUUCCUUAUUCAAAUGGAUGCUGUUAUGAAUUUCCUGAGCUCUGUGCCAGGACCGACUGGAGAGCCUGCAAUGAAUUUUGUCUUUACAAAUUGGUUGAGUCGUCAACAUUUGUUUUAUGGAACGUACGAAAGGAAAGUCAGUGUGAUGGCAUUGUGUAAGAUUUUUGAAUACGGCGUUACGACGAAAGAUCAACGAUUGAUGCAAGUUACAAUCAAAGAUUUAGUUGAAGUUCCAAAUUCAAGCAACAAAGUUCGAACUCGUUCACAAAACACAAACAAGGAUCAUCAAUGGGUUUCAAUUCCAAUAAUGGUGAAGAUUUUUAAACUUCUCAUUAACGAAUUGAGUAAUUUGCGUGAGUUUAAAGAUGCUGUUAAUCACACAUUAGAAGAUGAAGACGAAGACGAGGAUGGUGAUGAGGAUGGAAGUGACGAAGAAAAUCCAUCAAAAGAACAUGAAAAGAAUUUGAACGCUUUCAUGUUGUUUGAUGAAGAUGAAUCGAAAGAAGAUGACAAUCAAUUGCUUCAAGAUCUGAUGAAGGAUCCAAUCUUCCAAGAAGACACCGAGAAAUCACUUACAAAAUUCAUCACAAACUUCAGUCACAAUGAAAACUUUUCAGCUUUUGUUGAGCAAUUGACGGCACCUGAAAAGAAGUUGCUGGAAACGUUACGAAUUGAAGGAUAAAAAUCAUUAAAAGAAGCUGAAAGUUUGAAAGAAAAGUUUGAGUGAUAUUUUAAAUAAUAAAAGAAAUAAUUUCUGAGAGAAACUGUAAGACAA
Messenger RNA from Clunio marinus, 4038 nucleotides. The record is from the annotation of a GenBank genome assembly. NCBI's taxonomy places the organism in Eukaryota, Metazoa, Arthropoda, Insecta, Diptera, Chironomidae.